Molecule: messenger RNA, 282 nt
Organism: Triticum turgidum subsp. durum (durum wheat)
Lineage: Eukaryota; Viridiplantae; Streptophyta; Magnoliopsida; Poales; Poaceae
Source: the annotation of a GenBank genome assembly
AUGAAGAGGCUGGUGGUCCUGAGGAGGUGCGAGCCGAUCGUGCGGUUCAGCUGCUGCGGUGUGCGGUAUGGCGAGUGCCGCCGCAACCACGCCGCCAGCACGGGGGGCUAUGCCGUGGACGGUUGCCGGGAGUUCAUCGCCGAGGGCGAGGAGGGCACCUUCGGCGCGCUCAAGUGCUCGGCCUGCGGCUGCCACCGCAGCUUCCACCACAGGGUGCAGGUCUACGAGGUUGCAUGGGACUGCGAGUCCGAUACGUCGUCGUCGUCUUCAAGCAGCAGCUAG